Molecule: messenger RNA, 403 nt
Organism: Paramecium pentaurelia
Lineage: Eukaryota; Ciliophora; Oligohymenophorea; Peniculida; Parameciidae
Source: the annotation of a GenBank genome assembly
AAUGAUAUACGAAUAGGAAGAAGUCUUCUCUAAUUAUCAAAAUGAUGAAAUUACUCCACAAGAAGGGUUACUAGGAGCAGUUAGAGAUCUAAAACGUAUGUACAAGAAGGAAUUAAAAAGAAUAAAAAAAACUAAGUAGUUAAAACAGUUAUCAUAAAGUGAACUUCGUGAAUAAACUUAAAAAAUAUUUUAUUAUUAUGAAUAAUUAUUAGAAUAGAAGGAAAAAUGUAAAUAAAAUGAAUAAUCUGAUCUUAAUGAUUAAGUCAUCCUUUCUGUUGAAAAAACUUAAAAAUAAAACUACUUGAUUAAAACACAAAAAGGAAAACAUUAUUUAUGUUAGUGUCAUUAAAUGGCAUUUCUAACAAAUUAAGAAUUAGGUGGCCAUUUAAGAACACCUAAAUGA